UCCCGGUACGGUACAUCGGAUCGGCACCUGGCCACGAGGACCGGCACGGGCGGACAGCUGACCUGCAUCGAACACUGCACACAUCGUGGAGCAGAGCUUAGAUCGUCACCACCACCGGCCAGUCGACCUGCCGAGCGACCGCUGCUCAGGACACCACCCGGACCACCCGGCUGUCUGACCGCCCCGCUGCGCCGCCGCCGCCACCGCCGCAUCGUGACUCCGCGUCGCUUCGUGAUCGCUGUAGUCGUGACUGGGCCGCUCCGUGACUGGGCCGGCCGUGACGGCGGCCCGUGAUCUGCCCACCGGCGGCGCCAUGGCCGCGCCGCCCGGCCCCGGCGGCCCCGGUAGCGGCGGCGGGUCGGCGUUUACGCGCGUGGCCUCUGCCGGCCGGCCGCCGCUGUCGUUCAGCAUGGACGCGCUGCUGCGGCCGGACGCGGCGCCGCGGCUCGCGGAGUCGGUGGCCGACGCCGCCCGCGACGGAGUCGACGACGACGAGGAGGUGGCGGUGAGCGAGCGCUCCUCCGACUCACCCCUGAACGUCGUCUCCGGCGGCGAGGAGGACCCGGACCCGGAGCCGGAGCCGGACCCGGGGCGGGACGGGGAGCGGCCGCCAGCCGGCGCCAGUCCGCUGUCGGAGCGGCUGGCCCAGCAGCGGUUCAGCCCGGGCCCGGCCAAACCGCCGCCGCUGGUGGUGCCUAACGGCCUGGUGGGCCAGCGGCCUCCGUUUGGCCUCUACCCGGGCCUGCACACAGGCCUGUGGCCGCCCGCGCUGCAGGGGUAUCCGUUCUUCGGCGGUGGAGCGCUGCCGCCCAGCCUGCAAAAGCCUCCAGAGCCGCCCAAGAUCACGGGCACCAUGCACCUGCGGAAGCACAAGCCGAACCGCAAGCCGCGCACGCCCUUCACCACCCAGCAGCUACUCUCGUUGGAAAAGAAGUUCCGACAGAAACAGUACCUCUCGAUCGCGGAGCGGGCCGAGUUUUCGGCCCAGCUGAGCCUCACCGAGACCCAGGUGAAGAUCUGGUUCCAGAACCGGCGCGCCAAGUCAAAGCGGCUGCAGGAGGCCGAGCUGGAGAAGCUGCGGAUGGCGUCUCGACCGCUGCUGCCCACGUUUGGCAUGCUGCCGACCGGAGCCAGCAUGUUCUCGGCGGCGGCGGCGGGUCUGGGAGUGCCGUCGUUCCAGAGGCCGAUGCCGUUCCUGCUGUCCUCGGCGUACUCGCAGGCUCAGCCGCCCCCGUCCAGCUAGCCGGCCGGCUGGUCCUCACCAUCACCCCGUCUCUGUGAUAGCCGCCCGACGCGCAGGCCAGCCGCCGACGAGCCCGGAGGUCAGCCCAGGUCAGCCGAGGUCAGCCGGCGGUCGACGGUGGUCGACGCGGACCCACAGAAAGGUGAUUACGAGUUCGCUGUUCGCCGCCGGUUUGACUGCGUGUUUGAAGAUGCCUCCCGCUGAGCUAACCCUCGGUGACCUGACCUGGAGCUGACCUGCUUCGGGCCGCGGAGGGCUGACCCCACGGCCACCUCCGGCGUCCGGCUGGGUCUGGCCACACUAGUUUCUAGUCAUCACAUGCCGCCUUGUCUGCAUGAACUCUUUGGGCCUAUGAAAAGUUCCUCGGGUAUCAUGAGGUUCAUGAUCCUUCGUUGAACUCUGCAUUAGGCCACCGUGUGCCCAGGGUUCUGAUAGUGCGGGGACAUUUGCCGGUUUGGCCGACUGUCUGUUAUUUGUUGCCACCACCGCCGCCGCCGUCGUUGCGAGGGCUACUACCACCGCUGUUGCUGCUAUACGAACAUUUCUGCCGUCGCCACCCCGUCGUUACUGCUGCGCCUCUGAUUUCCGGAAUCCGCCCCGCGAUCACCCGACCGUCGUGUGGUUCUGCGUGCUUACAUCAUCGGCGUCGACGGCCCUGAGGAGGUGCCCGUCGAAUUCGUUACGCGUGCCGCGUGUGUGACCGAACGCGGGCCUUCAUCGGUCGUUAGUCUCUUCUGAAGACAUGCUGUACAUACUGCGGUGUGGCGAGUUGAUGUUAUAUAAUUUAUAUACGAAAAUAAACGGUUAAUUUAUUGCC
This is a messenger RNA of Amphibalanus amphitrite, 2060 nucleotides long. RefSeq names its product homeobox protein MSX-3-like. Gene Ontology annotation, biological process: regulation of transcription by RNA polymerase II; embryonic morphogenesis. Bases 314 to 1243 code for a protein of 309 amino acids. Gene Ontology annotation, molecular function: DNA-binding transcription factor activity, RNA polymerase II-specific; RNA polymerase II transcription regulatory region sequence-specific DNA binding. NCBI's taxonomy places the organism in Eukaryota, Metazoa, Arthropoda, Thecostraca, Balanomorpha, Balanidae. Gene Ontology annotation, cellular component: nucleus. The transcript is spliced from 3 exons. The record is from RefSeq and is a predicted model, not a curated record.